Messenger RNA from Eruca vesicaria subsp. sativa (arugula), 547 nucleotides. NCBI's taxonomy places the organism in Eukaryota, Viridiplantae, Streptophyta, Magnoliopsida, Brassicales, Brassicaceae. The record is from the annotation of a GenBank genome assembly.
UUCCCAUCGCCGUCGAACUGCUCUGUGCUCUCAGAUUCUUCUUCCUCUCUCAGGUGACAAAUUCUCCCAAGAUCGAUUUUUCAAGCUAAGAAUCAUGCAGAACGAAGAAGGUGUCGUCACCGAGCUAUACAUUCCCAGGAAAUGCUCGGCGACAAACAGAUUGAUCACCUCAAAGGAUCAUGCAUCUGUUCAGCUUAACAUCGGUCAUCUUGAUGCCGAUGGUAUCUACACUGGCCAGUUCACCACUCUCGCUCUCUGCGGAUUUGUCCGUGCUCAGGGAGACGCAGACAGUGGUGUCGACAGGCUCUGGCAGAAGAAGAAGGUCGAAACCAAACAACAGUGAUAAGAAAUUGAGAAUCUAUACUGCUCUGUCACUUGUUAUUUUCGGGAUAUGUUUCAUUUGAAUUCUCUUUAGUUGCGAACUCGUAUCUUUUGUUUUCUGGUUUAUGAGAAGAUAAUUGCCAAGUUUUUGGUGCCAAUGGAAUCAUAUCCUAUAUUUUAGUUAGAUUCUCAGCUACAUUUCAUUUUAUUGCCAUGAAGAGAAUUU